CUCCAACGAACAACAAUGUGUCUACGCAAUCAUCGCCUGUCUUAUAUUUGUCGUCGUCGUCGGUGUGAUAACCUUGACGGUGCUUACAACACCAACAGAAGGCGACGAGGACAUCGACGACGUCAAUGCUCGUGGCGGUGGCGGCGGUGGCAACAGAAGUCGAGGUGCGGGUGGCGAUGCCUCCUCUCCACCAUCGUCUCCAGCAGGAACGCCACCAGAGAUUACCGUGCCUCUACCAGGAGUCCCAACCUCGCAAGGUCCUGUUACGCAGAAAGCGAAAACGACCCCGACAACGACCCCGACAACGACCCCGACAACGACCCCGAUAACGACCCCGACAACGACCCCGACAACGACCCCUACAACGACGACGACGACAACGACCACAACGACGACAACGACAACGACCACAACGACGACAACGACAACGACGACCACGACAACGACCACGACUACGACGACGACCACGACUACGACGACGACCACGACUACGACGACGACCACGACCACGACGACGACUACAUUGGCACCAUUCACACAACUCAUCUGCACAGUUUCCGGAUUUGCGGUAUUCAGAUACAUGUACCCACCCGACGGCUUGUGUCACUACCUGUUCUACUGGAACGUGGUAGUAAGGAACGGCACCAUGCGGGGCGUGGAUGUCUCGCUUUCGUGGAAAAUUUUUAAGCACGAAACGGCAAGGCUCAAGAAAACGUCCGGAGGAAUCAGUUUCGACGCCCGGUACGUGACUCCUGCUAGUGUCCGCUCAGUAGAGGAGGAGCUGAAAGAUAUAGCCAAGAAAAACAACAUCGUGCACUACGGUGUUCUAAACAUGUUGGCCGCCCCCGAGAAAGCGCACGACAUGUUGCAGCAAACGAAAGCGGCUCUAAGGGAACUCAAGAAUAUGCAAGGUAACGACCUUACCCAAAAAACGAUACUGGCGAUGGGCCUGUACGAUUACGGCAGGCGAGGAGAACACUAUGCCAACUUCGCCAAUCUGUUCAAAGAAGCCAUCGAGUCGUCGCACGCAGACACCGUCAUUGCGAUCAGCUCUGUCGGUUGGAUGUACAACCCGAGGCUAUGUGAAUGCACGCCACCAUCCGUCUGGGACACGGCUACAUUACCUGGCAAAAGCGUCAGUUGGGGAAAGAGGUAUCCUGAUUUGAAGAGGAGUGCAGCGCUGAUGUCGAAAGACCACCGCUACAACAACUCGAAGGUCCAGGUGGGCCUCUCUUUCGAGUUGGCCACACUUGUGUACAAUAGGUCACAAGCCUAUACAUAUCGAAGGGCUGUGAAUAUCGCAUUGCUCCACAGCUACUGCAACCAGUUCUUUGCGACGAGCUUUGACGUCGUGCCAUGUAAAAUAGGUUCAACCUCAUCUCGUAUCCGAGUACACCCCGACAUCAAUAUGGCAUUUAGGAGAUAUGUGCCAUCCCUAAUUUUCCUCUUUGAGGACGAGGAUACUCUAGCGAAAAAGUGCAAGGACCUGACAAGACCGUCAACCAACCUGCGUCCGAACAUGGCGAUACUGCUGCUGAACGUUCACCUCGUCGACUACAACGCCACGAGCGAAUGCGGCAACACCGACCCGGCAAGGGUUGACCCGUUUUGGCGUAUCCGUGUGGUGAAGACGACGCUGAAUAUCACGUGACGCCCCGUCCAGGUCGCGGCGGUUUCUGCUGUGAGAAGUGAAGACAUGCAGCACUUGCCUGAGGCGGCAACACACAGGGAUGAUGGGAAUUUUUUUAUCAUAUUGUUCUAUAAUUAUUAUAUAUUGCUUGCCUAGCUCUCAAUAUUUAAGUUUCGUCCUUCUGCUCGCUUUGUUAUAUAUUUUUCGUACAAUGUGCAAUAAAUUAGCAAAAAGAAA
Dermacentor albipictus is the source of this 1867-nucleotide messenger RNA. RefSeq lists its product as uncharacterized. The record is from RefSeq and is a predicted model, not a curated record. Lineage: Eukaryota; Metazoa; Arthropoda; Arachnida; Ixodida; Ixodidae.